This is a messenger RNA of Phlebotomus papatasi, 1891 nucleotides long. RefSeq names its product zinc transporter ZIP13 homolog (gene Zip99C). The transcript has 3 exons. Lineage: Eukaryota; Metazoa; Arthropoda; Insecta; Diptera; Psychodidae. Gene Ontology annotation, molecular function: zinc ion transmembrane transporter activity. The coding region runs from base 414 to 1502 and encodes 362 amino acids. Gene Ontology annotation, biological process: intracellular zinc ion homeostasis; zinc ion transmembrane transport. The record is from RefSeq and is a predicted model, not a curated record. Gene Ontology annotation, cellular component: membrane.
CUAACUCACACCCAGGCAAUUGGAAGAAGAGAAAGAAGCAAAAACAGUACACACAUGGACGGGGAACAAUAAAGUUCUGGCUUUUUUUCUCCACAAAAUUAUCAGUCAGUCUCUGAUCAAAUACCACCAAAAUCGUAUAUAUUCCACCCCAGACCGACUGGGAAGCGAGUACACUGGUGACAAUUGAGUGGCAGUGAGGAAAAAGUGAACAGAAGGAAGGUACUUUUGUGUCCAGUACUUUGACUCAAUCUCAGGGCAGAUUAGUCAACGAGGACCAUUUCAAGGCAAACCAUCUCAAUCCAGUGCUAAAAAAUCAGCAAAUUCAACGUGAUAUCAAUUCAGACAGAAUCCUCAUAAGUUACUUGGGCCCAUACUGAAUCUUCACAUGACGACCACUUUCGCCUGAAUCCACCAUGAACGCAACAAUAAUGAGUAUUGCAAAUCUCACGAGUGUCUUCCUCGACGACACUCUUCAAUUUGUAUGCCAAGAACUAGUGACUAACUACGUUCCGGACUUUAUAACGAGCAUGCCCUACAGACCAUGGAUGUUCUCAGUUCUAGGAUCAAUUCUCAUUGGACUCAGUGGCAUACUGCCACUUCUUGUGAUUCCCAGCCAAACGGAGGAUGAAAAAAAGAAAGGAGUUAAUCCUUCUGAAUCUAAGACUCUGAAGCUCCUCUUGAGCUUUGCAGUUGGUGGCCUAUUGGGUGAUGUCUUCCUGCACCUCCUUCCUGAAGCUUGGUCUGGUGAUAUGACAACAGAAGGAGAGCAUCCAUCAAUGAGAAGUGGACUUUGGGUAUUAGCUGGUAUUCUCAUCUUCACUAUCGUGGAGAAAAUUUUCUCAGGCUACACCAAUGCCGAUGAAAAUAAUCCUCAGCCAAAGUGUGUGGAAAUAGCUAAUUGCCUCCUGAGGAAGCACGGUGGGAAAUUACCUGCCAAUGGCACAGCAAUCAAGUGUACGGUAAAUGGAAAAUGUGACAUUGAAGAUGUGCCAAAUGGAUGCUACCUAGCGGCUCAGGAACGCAAAGAAAAAGAGCCACAACGGAAAGUGGCUGGCUAUCUCAAUCUUCUAGCCAAUUCUAUUGAUAACUUCACGCAUGGUUUAGCUGUUGCUGGCUCCUUCCUCGUCUCUUUUCGCCAUGGUGUUCUUGCCACCUUUGCCAUUCUCCUCCAUGAAAUUCCCCAUGAAGUGGGUGACUUUGCCAUUCUCCUGCGAUCCGGAUUCAGUCGUUGGGACGCAGCCAAGGCACAACUUUUGACUGCCGGCGCGGGACUUAUUGGUGCUCUUGUAGCUAUUUUUGGAUCAUCUGUAACAUCAGCCGUUGAGACACGCACAUCGUGGAUUAUGCCCUUUACGGCCGGUGGAUUCCUUCAUAUUUCCCUCGUGACCGUUCUGCCGGAUCUCCUCCAGGAGUCAGACACGCGGGAAUCACUCAAACAAUUCACAGCACUCAUUUUUGGGAUUCUAGUCAUGGCCUUCAUGACCAUCGUAUUCGAAUCCUAAAACCACAUACAUUCUGAGACACACUCCUCCCAUCCACCUCCCAUUGCCAUAGAUGGCGCAUCAUGAGUCUACCAUGACUCCGUGAUCACCACAACUCCCUAGAGACCCCAGUCUAGUCUAGAGACGAUGGCUAGAGCGUGUGUCGGUGAGAGUUUAGAGAGCAAUUUAGAAUGCUUAGAGAGAGAGUUUGGAAUGAUUGAGAGCAGGAAAAUAUAAUGUAUAAAUUAAUUUGUAUACUCUUCUGGCAUAGGACAAGAGCAAAAAACAAAAACUCCAAGGCAUGUGAUUUGAGAGACAAGCGAACCUAACCAUGUAUAGCAAUUAAUGUUAAAUAUUGUUGAAUAUGUCGUAGAAUUAAAAGAAAUUAUUUUUCUGUGGAGAAAAUCCAA